Molecule: messenger RNA, 519 nt
Organism: Fusarium keratoplasticum
Lineage: Eukaryota; Fungi; Ascomycota; Sordariomycetes; Hypocreales; Nectriaceae
Exons: 1
Coding region: 1-519 (172 amino acids)
Source: RefSeq, a predicted model, not a curated record
AUGAGCUGCUCAUUUCCAUAUUACCGCCCGUCGCUUAGGCGCAACGCCCACGCGGCUUUUGCUCAGCUCUCUCCAGCCCAACGGUCAACGCGUGAGCAGAGCCAGCUCACGCUCUGCCAGGCGACCCUGGAGCAGACACUCUACGUUGUUAAUCCUGACAGUCGUCUGGGAACACAAAUACAAGACACCAUCGACGAGAUACGGCGUCGCCUGCUCGUGAUGCUGCCGGGUGAAGCGGCCGCGCCCAAGCCCACAGUCGAGGUCGACGACUCAGAACCUCCCUCCUCGCCCAGCAGCAGUGUUUAUACGGAUGCAGCCGAAUUGGCAUCCGACGCAGGAAGUGAACAGACAGCGCCUUCCUCAAGAAAUACCACAAGCAUCGGCCUUGAAAGCCCGUUCGCACGUCUCCAAGUGAACAAGAAGCGUGAUCGGAACGACGACGAGCGGUUAGAGUCCCCAACAAAGCGCCGAAAGAAAUUCCAAAUACCCAAAGAUAAAGAAGUUAUUGUCAUCGACUAG